UUAAACUCGUUUUAUGUGUAAUUGAUAUCGUCCCCCGAAGAAAAAACAGCUGGAAAUGCAAUGUUUUGUGGCUGUGAAAUGAAAGUUACGGAGGAGUCCGUCGUUCAGGAUGGACUCUAAAACGCCCCCCUGACAUCAGAUCCACUUCACAGUACAGUAACGACUAGUUUAGUGCAGUCUAAGAUGGUGCUGCCUUUGUGAAGGAUAAAUGAAGCAUAAAGGUGUGAAGGAUGGGUGGUGCUGGUGUUAGCAGACAUGUUAGAAAGCCAGAUAAACUAGUUGUAGUAGGUGGUGAGGAAGUGUAGUCAGAAGAGCAACAGAAUUGGCUUAUUACCUUCGGUGUCGAGUUGAGGAAACCGUUAACAGUUGACAGCUAAUACGGCAGAUAAAGAUAAUUGACUGAUGGAGUACAGUGAGAGAGUGCUUUGUGGGACAGGGGAGGUGGAGCUGGACCCCAACAUUGUGAGUGAAGAGGCAGGAAAACUGUACUCAGAGCUACAGACCGUUAUUGAGACCCAUGGUGAAGGUGUGGUGGAGUCGCUGGUACCCAUCUUUGUGUGGGUCCUGGAGGGGCUGGCCAACUGCAAAGCCCAGCUGAGAGACAGGGAGGAGGAGGCGGAGAGAGAGAAAGCUGAGCGGGAAGAGCUGCUGGAGAGAUACCAAGCAGAGAAAGCCCUCAGGAAAGCAAGUCAAGAGAGGUAUCUGGAGCUGGAUGACCAAAUUGAACUAGACAGGAGAGCCUUGAGGGGGAGGGAAAAGGAGAGAGAGCGGCGAGGGAGAGAGCUAGAGAAGAAAGCAAGACAGCAAGCGGAUCAUUUGGUGGCCUUGGAGGACCAGAAGGCUAAUCUGAGUAGAGAACUGAGCACACUGAGGCAUACUCACAACAAGCUGGCUCACACAUAUUGGGAACUUUUGGAAAAGAGAAAGGAUUCUGAAAGAGAUUCUCCUUUAAGGAAUCAUGUGGGUCUCAAGAAUAAUGAUUUUCCAUCCAACCAAGUCUUGUCAGAAUCCAGUGUGAAGGAAAAGAUGAUACGAAGACCACAUUCACAGUCUGGUCCCCCCUGUUUGGAAGAUCUAGUAGCCAAGAAAGGAAAGGCAAUUAACAUUCCAGUAAACCCCGCCACCGAUACAUUUAUCAAUGACAUCAUAAGCUCCACUCCUGAGCUGAGGCUAUUUCAUGGCAGAGGAAUUGAAAGAUCAAACACCAAAAGGCCACCGAGAGAUGAGUCGGAGACCAGCGUGAAGGACGAGAUGAGGGAGGUGGAGGAGAGGGAGUGCAAAGUAGAAGAGGUGCAAGGAGGAGAGAGGCAGGAAAAAGACAUGAUGGAGGAGGAGGAGGUGGUGGAGGAAGAUGAUGAUAGUAUGGAGUGCAAGCUGCGCAACAAUGACUCUCUGUUCUCUGAGCUGUCAGACCUGAGCCUGGAUUACGUGGAGAGUGUGGACCGAGGGGCCAGAGUCAGAGGCAAUGCAGACCAGUUUGAGGAAAUUAUUUCUCAGUGUGAGGAACUGAAAGUCACCCAUGAGUUUGUAGACGCUGCCCGUAAGGCUUUGAUAUCUCGGGUCGUAGAGCUCACUGAUGACCGGUCCGCUCUUAAACUGGAGGUGACCUCUCUUCAGGAAACCGUCUCACGAUUAGAGGGCCGGGUGAAGGAGAAGGAGGAGGAAACUAAGAGACUUCGGAAAGAACUGGAAGCGUGCCAGUCUGAGGAUCCCGAUGCCUCUCUACCCGCAUCCAUGCGGAACUUCUCUCGUUCUGAAAUGGCUCGUGUGGUCAUGGAGAAGAACCAAUACAAGCAGCGUCUGUUUGAGCUGCAGGAAGCCGUAAGACGUAGUCAGACACUCAGAGCAACAAAAGAUGAGAGGUUAACAGAAGAGAAAAGGUCAAGUGUUUGGAGAAAGUUCAACCGCUUGUUUGGCCUGACCAAGGUACCUCUAAUCCCGCCUUCUGCAUUUGCCCUCCCAACUUCUCCAUCGCUCACUCGCUCUCCUCUGGGGUCUCCACAACUACCGGCUGUCAGUCACACUCAUGCCGAAUCUGCUUCUUCUGCUGCUCUCUCUCCUCGUGUCAGGAGGCGAGAACUCUACAGAGAAAUUCGCACCCACAUUUGGGAAUCGCUUGGAAAACGGCAGAUACACGGCUGGAGCACACCGCUGGCCAACACACAGGAAUCUGACGAACCUGUGCCAGAGCCUAAGGAAGUGCCUGUUCUAAUGCAGCUCAGACUGCUGGAUCAAAGAGACUCCACAGCUAAGCUGAACUGUGCGGUUGCAGUCACACCUGAGAUCUCAGGAGAGGCCACAUGUUCUGUGUGGGUAGUGUCUGGCCCUGCCUCCUGCAGUGAUAUUACAAUCAUUGAUCCAGCACGGUCUAACACAGUACUGGAUCAGUUCUGCCUCCCCCCCACAGCUCCUGCUCUCUGCAUCUGUGCUGUGCCUCCUGUAGGGGACACUGCGGGAACUGUGUGGAUCGGAACUCAGGAAGGAAGUAUACUGGUUCACUCAGCCUCUGCUAGCAAGAGGCGCUGCCUGCAGUCUGUUUCUCUCUCAGAAGGUGUUCAUUCACUCAAGUAUUCCCAGGACCAAGUCAUAGCUGGUUUAGCUGAUGGGACUUUAGCAUUUUUCUCACACAGUUCAGGUGGCUGGAAUCUGCAGUCACACUCGGUGAUGCCUCUCGGAUCAAACCCUUUGCAGCCCAUUCGCUGCUGCCUUGCAAAAGGUGGCCGCUUGUGGGUGGGAUAUUGGAACAAAGUCCAUGUGGUUGACGUUGUCAGCAAGAAGGUUGAGCAAACAUUCUCAGUCUCUGAACGCAGUGAGCAGCAGGUCCGUUUCCUGUGUGCUGGUGGAAGUGGUGUUUGGACAUCCUGCCGACUCGACCCGAUCCUCAGACUGUUUGACUGGUCCACAGGACGGCCGCUACAGGAAGUCGAUUUUACUGUUUUGGUCACUAAAACAUUAGGCCAGGCCUUCCUGACACUCUCCCCUCUCCAGAUCUCGUCUCUCACAGUCAUCUCUGGCCGUCUGUGGGUGGGCACAGGAGGGGGGGCCAUUUUCUCCAUCCCAUUAUCCAUAACAUCAGAGGCUGUUUCCAUCCCAUACUGCUCCAUUUCAUCAGCCCAGCUGUGUUACCACGGACAUAGACAAGCUGUCAGGUUCAUCAUCGCUGCACCUGGUUGUUUGAUCGUCUCUCCUGGCAGCAGCAAUGUCACUUCCUCUCAGCUCAUCCUCAGUGGAGGAGAGGGCUACAUCAACUUACGAAUUGGAGACGAUGCGAAUGAGGGAUCUGUUGAGUUGUCCCAAGCUACACCUCAGCGGUCUGAACGCAGUCACAUGAUCAUCUGGCAGAAUCCCACCCCCUCUGUGCCCAGCUCUGCCCUCUGACAUGGAUCAUCUCCUAGUUCUAUCUUUUUAGGAAUGAGAUAAAGAUGGAGCGGUCAUGUACUGCACACCAGCAAAGCUAGAGACAACAUUGGAAAUGGUGCUUUCAUGGAGAGAGAGAGAGAGUGUGUCUGUAUGUAUGGAAAUGUGGUUUCAUCCUUGUUUACCUUUUUAAUUUUGAACAUCUAUGUUUUGACUGGAUUUUUCUGAUGAAUGUUGAUACCUGACUGUUUGCCUUCAUCUAACUUUAUAUAAUUUAGUUGCGUGAUUGUUGUUAGUUCUUCUUUAUUUUAAUUUUGUUUUACCUUUGCACUAAAAAUGCAUUCAGUUUCCCUGACAUGCAGCUCUUUAUUCCUCCCAGGGGGCACCAGGUCUGUCUGUCCAACAUCUUUUGAUCAUAAAGUUUAACUAAAUAAUGUGGCUGCUCUUGAAGCUGUUGUGUACAUACUUUGUUGUGAACUGGAAAAGGUGUUGGUCUUCUCUCAGUGUACUGUACGGCACAGACAAUGACACUUCUUAUCUCCUGAUGUGGGAUCAUUUAUUUUGAUUGUGAUGUUUGUUCUUCCCCUUCACAUUGCAUAUGGUCUAACUACAAACAGCACAUUUUGAAUGUGUCUGUAUAAAAAAUAUGUGAUAUCCCCUCUUGUAAAUGAACAACUUCAGGGCUUGUUGUCAGAAAUUAUUUAUUUUCUCUGUCAGUUAUCAGCCUCAUGUCUUCGGAUGUCUUCAUUUGUUUUAUGUUUUGAUUUGAUUUCACUAUCUUUUGUAAAAUAAGGGCGAUAAAUUCAUGGUGUCAGUAUUUAUGUGCAAUUACAAGUUUGUGUAUUCAUUGGGUCUCCUUAUGCUUCUUGGAAUGCAAAUUAAGACUUGAGUAUUUGUUGACGCUGAACUUGGAAACAUGAUUAUUGUCAUUAAAAUGUCUUAAAUGGU
Molecule: messenger RNA, 4305 nt
Organism: Anarrhichthys ocellatus (wolf-eel)
Lineage: Eukaryota; Metazoa; Chordata; Actinopteri; Perciformes; Anarhichadidae
Product: C-Jun-amino-terminal kinase-interacting protein 4
Exons: 28
Coding region: 403-3378 (991 amino acids)
Biological process (GO): vesicle-mediated transport
Cellular component (GO): cytoplasm
Molecular function (GO): JUN kinase binding; signaling receptor complex adaptor activity; kinesin binding
Source: RefSeq, a predicted model, not a curated record